CACCUCUAUCUCAGCUUGAUUCAGACCUGAGAGUAUUCCCUCUACAUAUAAACUAUUCGCUUCGAAGGCUACGGAACUAGCACACCAAUACAUCUACUCCAACAGAGCUGCUCGUCCCUGUCGCAUUCCUGUCUAGGCUCUCAUCUUUGUAUCUGUUCGAUAGAACGCGCAUUCUACUGCUUCACCACCAUCACCACACACACACAACACCUGUGAGAUGACUCUAGAAGGAGAAACUGCGGUUCACUCACCGCCGCAGUAUGCGGCGAGCCCUCCUCAAAGACCCAGAGGAAUUCUCAAGAAUAGCGACUCCUUCAAACGCACCGCAUCUCAGACCUCCCCACCCGUCACUGCCGCACCUCUUGAAGCUAUCCCUUCCACAGAGCGGCCGGAUCUCGAGCGCCAACUCACCGAGAAAGAAAUAGUCAUGCAAAACACCAUGCAAAACGCCGGCCCACACCGCCGCUCGUCUUCAAACCCGCGUGGUCCAGCCUCACGCCGUCAAUCUGGUACACCAAACAUCGCAGACGAGAACUCUCCACGCCUUAAAUGGGACGAAGCGAACCUGUACCUCAACGAGCAGCAGCAGGACUCUACAAUGAAGAUCACGGAGCCCAAAACACCGUAUGCCAAGCAGUAUGAUCCGUCGGAGGAUGAGGAGGAGAUUAGCAUGUUGGACGCGAACCAGCUCAAUGUUGACGAAUUAGACUCGAAGAAGACCGGGAAGACUGCUACCCACGAGGACGAUAUACCGGGAUUAGACAUUGGUGAGCCGGAAAUUGACGACCCAAUGGACCAUGACGGAGAGAAAAAGGUGCUUGUAGAUGAAGAGAGCCUUGCGGCACAGAAAGAGGAGGAAAUGAAGCAUUGGACUCCCGAAGAGAAGGAGAAACACAGGAAGUUCGAGGAAACGCGGAGGAAACAUUAUGAAAUGAAAAAUGUUAAGGAUCUGCUAGGACAUCCAGAAAACAUUGACGAAGACGAAGAUGAGGAGGGUGAUCUUCCUCAAAUGCCAAACGGCCAGUAGAUAUUGGAUCUCACACCCACAUGGAAGGGUACGGUUGAAGAAAGGCUAAGAGGCGUACGGCGCAAGCUGGAGGUCUAUUAUAGCGGAAUUGCUGCAAUUGCCUUCUGAUCAGUGCAAGCAGAUUUACUGUCCUUAUCACGUAUAGGUUCAUUCAUCAUUCUCUCGAUUACGACACGUAGUACUGUCAGCUAUGAAAGCAAGAAUAGUCUAGGUAUGUAGGGUAAGCUGAAACACAGAACAUCUUUAGCAAGCCUAUCGUCACUCUACGUAUGUCGAUCUACUUGACCUCGGACCUAAUUUGUCAUUCUGAUUCCUAACACCGGCAACACCGCGAGACUCGUCUAUCAACUUCAUCCCGUAUAGCGCCCGCACCAAGCAUUACCCAUUGCAUGUUCAACCGCUGUG
This is a messenger RNA of Pseudovirgaria hyperparasitica, 1432 nucleotides long. RefSeq lists its product as uncharacterized. NCBI's taxonomy places the organism in Eukaryota, Fungi, Ascomycota, Dothideomycetes, Acrospermales, Acrospermaceae. Gene Ontology annotation, molecular function: protein phosphatase inhibitor activity. Bases 218 to 1027 code for a protein of 269 amino acids. The transcript has 3 exons. Gene Ontology annotation, biological process: regulation of signal transduction. The record is from RefSeq and is a predicted model, not a curated record.